AGCACUUCCGCUCAACUUUGACAUGUCACUUGUCAGACGGAUUAACUAAAAAUCAGCACGAUGACAGGAUUUUGGAUAUUGUAACAUCAGUUUAAUACAAAUUCAUACAGUCUGCGAUUGGCAUGAGUAGAGGUUAUGCUAGACCAAACACCCGGGAUUCUCUCCUUAAAAAAAAUGAAGAUUAUCCAUAUGCACAAAUCCAAAAUGUUAAAAAAUCCCGGGUCUACGUAUUUGGCGAUGCAGACCUCGAGGAGGAUGAAAUCGUUGAAUAUGAGAUGUCUGAAAUGCGAUCCAGGAACCAACAAACUAAAAAGAACAAAAAGAAAAAUGAACCACUUUUGUUUGAUAGGAAAAUCACUGAUGGAGACACAUUACAAAGUCUUUCCUUACAGUUUGGAUGUCCGGUGGCUGAAUUGAAGAGGGUGAAUAAUUUUAUAACAGACCAAGACUUUUAUAGCCGUCGUUCAAUUAAAAUCCCAGUAAAACAGUACUCAUUUUUAACAGAAAUGCUUGACAAACAAAAAGAGGAGGAAGUGGAUGAUAAGAUAAAGAAUGGAAUGACUAUUGUUGAUGAAACAGAGGAGAAUGUUGGCUUCAUGGGAUCAACUGAGACAGAUAGUGAAUCUUUACAUGACCUUAGUGACCCAGAGACUCAGCUUCAAGUCAUUAGAACUAUUAGCAUUAAUGACACGUUUCGUAGCCAGUCAAAAGAAGCCAAAGAAUUCUUGAAGAAUAUGGACAAAGAUUUAUCUAAAAUACGGAACACAAGAGGUGACAGAAAUUCUUUAGAUGAGGUUGUGUCAUUACUUACCAGUCGACGAAUACAGCCUUUUCCUAAAAAGCCAGCAGCUGUCAACUGGGUAGACUGUGGGGUUCGAUGGUGGACUAUUGUUUUAGUGAUUAUUGUUGUAGCUAUACUGGUUCCCUUAGUUAUAUUAGUAUAUUAUGAGUUAAGAAGCAAGUCUUGAUGGCUAAGUCAUGUGAUAUUUUAUUCUGGAUAGUUUUUUUCCUGUCUCUCAUCCUUUUUUUUUACUGAUCAUGACAGGCUGGUGUAAUAAAGUUAAAGUCAAUAAAGGGAAUGGUUUUGUUAUAAUAAGAAAUUUUUAAAUGAUGUACUUAAUCUCAUUUUUACAAAUACACUGUACUUGAUAUACAUGUAGUAAAAUAUAUAUUGCAACAGUUAGAAAGUGGGACAUUUUCAAAAACAAAAUCUGGUUUGUUUAUACAUGUAGCAUGUGUAUGUGAUACAAAAAUGUAAUUUAGGUAAACAAAAUAUCAGUAUUUCCACUUUUUGUAAUUUGAAUUUAUUCAACUUCUUUUGUAUAUAUGUAGUUCAUGUUAUUACAUAUAAAUGAAUCUGUUAAAAUGAAUACUCAGUACAAAUUUAACAUGUGAAUUAGAAUUUUUUUAAGUUAUGAAAAGAAGAAUUAUGGUCAGAUCAUGUUUUCGUACGUCAUAUGAAUUUGUCUAUGCAUGCUUUUUUAAUGGAAAUUGUGACGUCACAAUGCAUUCUUAAUAGCACGAAAACUCAUGAGAUGAGGAUAUAUAUAUGAUAAGUGCUAAAGAGAUUGUCUUGCUUGCAACAAUUUUUUUAAUAGCCCCCUCCCCAAAAUAAUUUGGAGUUGGAGGUCCAAAAAUUUAGUCAUGCUCUAGGGAAUUUGCACUAAUUGUAUUAUUCAAUGUUUAUAGUUUCAAAAGUAUGCAGUCUUUAGGGGUGAUAAAUUUUAUGGAUGCUUUUAAUUUUACUGCAAAGAAAGUGAGACAUAUCACUGUUACUAUUUGUUUUAUAAACAUAUAUGUUAUAAAUAUGUAUAUUUACUAUGUUUUUAUUGAACAACAUGGUGUCUUUUCACUCAUUUUUCAAAAAUAAAUAGUUUCAAAUACGUUGCAUUUUUUUCACAAGAAGAUCGGAGAGCCUUUAUCAUUAAGUAUUAAUAUUAAACACUCUUUUCUCUAACUUUGGCCCAUUCCUGCCAACUAACCAGAUCUAGGACAGAGACUCCCUCUUUUUCCUUUAAAAAUUUGAAAUCUCAAUUUUUGGACCUGUUAUCUGUGAGUAAGGUUAAAAUUUACUGCUAUGGAAAAUCACCCUUUCAUCUAUUGAGUACAUUGUUGUUUUGAUAGGAUUUUAUUAGAAUGAUUUUCACUGUGAUGUUAAAAUGAUGCUAUUUGCAAAGUUUACGAUUACCAAUAUCAUCUGGAAUGUUGUUUUAACUAAUUAAAUCCAUUUAUAGAUAAUUAAAUUUUAUCUGUGUGUGUGGAACUGUUAAAAUACUCUGAACCUUAAUGCAAAAUUUUAAAUGAAAAAUGGUUUUUAGACAAAAUCUCCCCCUUAGUGUAUCUAUAAAGAGGGAGAUCUCCCACUUUGUAUAUGUAGCUCCAAAAGUUCGGCAACUUGGCAGGUUUGUGUUAGCAUCAAAUGAACCAAAAUUUGUAUCGAUUUUUGUCACAUUGUAUUUUUGAGCUACCCAUAGUUUCAAAUGGAGAAUUAUUUUUAAAAUUUUUUGUUGUUUAUCCAUUAAAACUUUACACAUUCCCAGGUAGCAGCUUUUAGAUCAUAUAAACAUUCAGAUCAGCCAGAUAUAUUAUUAUUUAUAAAGGUUGUUUGUAAAGUUCUACUUUCUUGGUGCUCAUGUGUAUGUAAUGCUUUUCAUGUGCAAUACCAAUCAUAGUCAUUGUUAGUGAUUCACUAUCUACAAUUUUUGGAAGAUUUUAUAUGAAUAUUAGGGCUAAAUAUUUUUGAUAGAUUGGAGUAAAAUAUAUAAUAUUGGCAAAAUGCACUGAGCUGGUUCAUAGAGUGAUUUUGAAUACAAUUCAUCUGGAAGGAAGGUCUAUUAUUUUAUAAAUAAUUUCACCAACUGUUCCAUGAACCAUUUGGCAUUCAAGCAUUUUUUUCAAAAUUGAUUUGAAGAACCAAACACAAAGUUGUAAUUAAAUAUCAGUAGAUUCUUCAACUUUGUAUCCAAGUAUCUUGAUAAUUAGGAUUUUUUCUAAUUCAAAUUAUCUCCCUUGUUUAUUUUUUUGUUUGUAUGACAUCAAUGCUCAUGUUAGGUAGGUAGGUAGACAAGCAUAUGUGUAUAAUGAUAUAACAAACAAAUUGAAUGUCAAAAUCAGGCUGAUAAUUUUGUAAUAUCAAUAUAAUUAUUUUAUAUCUAAUUAGGAUUGCAUUUGUACAAUGGCAUUAUGUGGCAUACUAUUGUACAUAUCUAGUCCUUUGGAUUUACACUUUUAGAUUUAAUUUGCUCGUCAAUUUUAGGAAGGUGAGAGAUUUUUCUAUGCAUGUAUUAUAUGACAAAGAAGACUGCUUCUCUUGAGAAAAAAUAUUAACGUGAUGGACACAUUGAAGUCACAUUCCAAUUAUUUUUCAAACUCUUACCUUAUUUGCAGAGAUAAAUGUAGAAGAUUUUCCCUGUCUUUGUUAUUUCCCAUGGAAUUAAUUCAUUUUUCAAAAAGUUAUAAAGUUUAAAGUAGAAAAUGUUAAAAAGUCUAUAUAAUUAAUUUUUUUUUAUAAGUCAUUUAAUUUCAGUCUAAUAAAUUAAAGAGGGUCAUGAUAGCUUCAUUAUUCUGUAUUUAUAAUUUUUGUUGGUGCAUCAUUUUGAGUUUUGAAUGGGAAUUUUCUAAAAAGAGAAAAUGGCAAUAUAUUGAUGAUUAAAUUUUAUGCCAUUUUCUCUUUUUAUUAAACUGACAUUUAGAUCCUCAGAUCAUAUGUCUGUAUAGGCUUAGUAAAUAUUAUUUUAUAGAGAUGAUCACUUCUGUCAGUGUAAAAUAAAAUUAAUUGGAUUCAUUUGAAAAUGUUUGUUUAUUAUAAAACAUAUCAAAAAGAUGGUAAUACUUACUAUUGUACAUGCAGAAUGUAUUUUAUUGAAUAGAUUUUAGAAAUAAAUAUGGUCAUUAUGGCAAAUAUGAAUACACUAAUCAGUCUGUUUCCUAAGAAACUUAAAUUAAUCUGUUACAGGUAUUAUAGAAACUAAUUAUUCUGUUAUAGUCAUGAAAGAAGCAAACCUUUGGCACUGUCCAGUUCAUUUGGGCAUAACUUAUAGAUAGCAAAUUUCUAUAUAAUCUUUAUUAAAAACACAUAUAAAAUGAACAUUUCUAUUAGAGAUUUUAAAAUUGGGACCAUUCAUGUAUAUCACUACUAAUAAUUAAAAUUAUUUGGUUGUGGUUCUAAUGUUAGCUUUGAUGUUUUGAUAUCUUUCAAGAAACUAAAACGAAAGAGAGGAUCUCAGGUAUCAACAAAAUGGCCUGAAAAGCUAUAUUUUCUUUUCACAUUGUUUUUUUUUUUAUCUUGGAAAAAUGGGUUCAUGUUGUAAAAUUGGCAUUACUGUAAGUAAUUAAUCACACACGAUAUAUUGAGAAUACAACUUGUGUUCAUGUUAGUGUUUGAAUACUGUAUUGUAAUAGUCUUCACCAUAAAAAGCUAGACCACUGACCUAAGACAGUGAAAAUUCAGUAGCCAGGGUUAGAUGAUUCUUAAAAAGUAGCUACAAGCCGUAUAGAUAUAUGUAUCUGAAACUGAUUUUUGGGUCAGUUAGCCAACAACUUUUGAGAAGACUGAAUUGUAAUAUAUUUGUUAUAAUGGUGAUGUGAGUUUAUUAUGUUGAUAAUGUUAUUUCAGUAUUAUGUAUCAAAUUUACUGAAAUAUUUUAAAAUUCAGCAAUAUUUUGCAGGACAAAAAAUUUCAAAUAAAAAUCUUUGAAAUAUUA
Mytilus californianus (California mussel) is the source of this 4703-nucleotide messenger RNA. Its product is annotated as lysM and putative peptidoglycan-binding domain-containing protein 3-like. The record is from RefSeq and is a predicted model, not a curated record. Bases 123 to 968 code for a protein of 281 amino acids. The transcript is spliced from 2 exons. NCBI's taxonomy places the organism in Eukaryota, Metazoa, Mollusca, Bivalvia, Mytilida, Mytilidae.